Molecule: messenger RNA, 1227 nt
Organism: Komagataella phaffii GS115
Lineage: Eukaryota; Fungi; Ascomycota; Pichiomycetes; Pichiales; Pichiaceae
Product: Peripheral mitochondrial membrane protein involved in mitochondrial protein import
Exons: 1
Coding region: 1-1227 (408 amino acids)
Biological process (GO): protein import into mitochondrial matrix
Cellular component (GO): mitochondrial inner membrane
Molecular function (GO): protein-folding chaperone binding
Source: RefSeq, a predicted model, not a curated record
AUGUUCAGAAUUAAGGUAAUAACCCGAGCUAGCAGAGGGUUUCAUUCUUCGGGAAUGGCUUUCAAUGGUCCCAAGUCUCCGAUGCAGGUUUUCUUCGAAACUUUCAAGAACGAAUGGAAAAAAUCGGACGAAUUAAAAUCCAACAUUAAAGCUCUUCAAGAUGAGACGGGAAGAAUGGCCGAAAGUGAAGCUUUUCAAAAAGCCAAGGAAGCAUAUGAUAAGGCUCAGAAGGGAUCAUCCUUUGCUGGAAAAGCCGUCAAGAAAACUGCCGAAACCGUUGGAAACGCUGCCGUUAAGGCCUGGGAUUCUCCAGUAGGUAAAGUCACUAGAAAGACUGUAAAGACUACAGCAGAAGUUGUCGACAAAUCUUUUGAACCUGUCAGAAAGACAGCGCUGUACAAAGAAGUUUCAGAAGUUAUUGAUGAUGGUUCGUCAACAAGAUAUGGAGGGUUUGAAACUAAAGAACAAAGAAGGUUGCGUAGAGAGAAAGAAUUGAGUAAUCCUCAAAGACCAAAGGUCAUAAAAGCUAACGAGGAAGCUUCUAGAGCUCUAGUAGUGACCAAUUACAAGCCUGAACGACCAAAGCUAUCUGACAGGUUUACAUUUUUAAAGCCUGAGACUCCCAUCGGAAAAGUGUUAGGAGACUUGAGAAUGAGAUGGGAGGAGUCCGAAAAUGGUUUGAUCUCUUUGUUCAGAACUAUCUUUGAAAAAAUUGGAGGUUUCUUUGAUGAAACUGAAAGUGCCAAGGUGAUUCGUAUGUUCAAAGAGAUUGAUCCAUCUUUCAACACCGAGAAUUUCAACAAACAGCUCAGAGAGUUCAUUAUCCCAGAAGUUUUGGAGGCUUAUGUGCAGGGUGAUGAAGCUGUACUUAAAACAUGGCUGUCGGAAGCACCGUUCAAUGUUUUUCAUGCUCAACAAAAGCAAUUCAAAGAGCAAGGCCUGUUCUCUGAUGGUCGCAUCCUGGAUAUCAGAGGAGUCGAUGUACUCAGUGCAAAGGUUAUUCCAGGUAAUAACAGUCCUGCCUUGGUUAUUGGAGCUCGUGUCCAAGAAGUCAAUGUUUAUAGAAAGGCCAAGACCGGUGAGAUUGCAGCCGGAUCGCCCGAUAAUAUCAACUUGAGUACCUACGUCAUGGUGUUGACAAGAAUACCAGAAGAUGUUGACCAUCCUGAAACUGAAGGUUGGAAAGUGCUUGAGUUCGCUCGUGGAGGUACCAGACAAUUUACUUAA